This is a messenger RNA of Lycium ferocissimum, 2334 nucleotides long. RefSeq names its product ATP-dependent DNA helicase PIF1-like. The coding region runs from base 1 to 2334 and encodes 777 amino acids. The transcript is spliced from 4 exons. Lineage: Eukaryota; Viridiplantae; Streptophyta; Magnoliopsida; Solanales; Solanaceae. The record is from RefSeq and is a predicted model, not a curated record. Gene Ontology annotation, molecular function: DNA helicase activity. Gene Ontology annotation, biological process: DNA repair; telomere maintenance.
AUGGGAAGAUGCGCGAGCCGACAUUUGAUUUUCCUACACCUUUGGGUGUGGGAUGCAACAGCGAAAAAAUGGAAAAGAAGGCAAAAUGGGAGGGCAGUUGGUAGGAUUUACUUCGCACAUCCUGCAAGUGGAGAACGGUUUUACAUGAGAAUGCUGCUUAAUUUUGUCAAAGGAAGCACUUCCUUUGAAAGCAUCAGAACAAUAAAUGGAGUACCGCACAAAACAUAUAAGGAGGCAUGCUACGCAUUAGGAUUAUUGGAGGAUGAUAAAGAGUGGAAUGACUGCUUGGCUGAAGCUGCGUGCUGGGCAUCAGGAAACGAGCUGAGAAAUCUCUUUGUGACGAUACUAAUUCACUGUCAAGUAUCUGAUUCAUACAAACUCUGGAGGACCAACUAUGGAAUUUUAUCAGAAGAUAUAAUAUCAUUACAACGGAAGAGAUUUCAAUUGAAAGAAUUACAGCUAACUGAAAAACAAGUUGAAGCAUACACAUUAUUUGAGAUUGAAAGCAUCCUACGAAAGAUGGGAAAAAGUUUAAAAGACAUAGAUGGGUUGCCACUUCCAGAUUCUGCUUUAAUGAAUGAGACAGGGAAUCGUCUAAUCAAUGAGGAGCUAGAUUAUGACAAAGGAGCUUUAAAGAAAGUGCAUGAUAAAUCAUUUGCCCUCUUAAAUGAUUGCCAAAAGUCGGCGUAUGAAGCAAUUCUAACAUCAGUUGAAAAAGAAGAAGGCCGUUUAUUUUUUAUAAAUGGACAUGGUGGAACCGGAAAGACAUUUCUAUGGAAUACAAUAAUUUCCAAGCUGAGAUCACAAUCAAAAAUAGUUCUCCCAGUUGCUACUUCGGGAAUAGCAGCUUUAUUAUUACCAAAUGGCAGGACUGCUCAUUCACGGUUUCAUAUUCCUUUGGACAUCAGUGCUGAAUCAACUUGUGAAAUAAGACAAGGCAGCCAGUUAGCUGAACUACUCUUAAAAACUUCUUUAAUCAUUUGGGAUGAAGCGCCAAUGGCAAAUAAAUUUUGUUUUGAAGCCUUAGACAGGACUCUGAGAGAUAUCCUCCGAGUGAAAUACGAAAACAGCUCUGACAAACCGUUUGGAGGUCUUACAGUCGUAUUUGGUGGUGAUUUUCGUCAAAUACUACCAGUAAUUCCAAAGGGUAGACGAGCUGAUAUUGUUGAUGCAUCGCUAAACUCCUCAUACUUGUGGCCAUUUUUAAGAAUAUACGAAUUGAAGCAUAAUAUGCGACUCCGCAAUGGAAGAGUAACUGAUUCUGAGGCAGCUGAAAUUGCAAAUUUCGACAAAUGGUUGUUACAAAUUGGAGAUGGAUCCUUUUAUGAUGAUACUGACAAUGAGCUUAUUAAAUUACCUCCCGAUAUAUGCAUCGCAUCAUCCAGCGAUCCAAUCGGAUCAAUUGUCAAGGCAGUUUACCCAUCACUCUUGCAGAAGUACAAUGACCCAACAUAUUUGAAAGAAAGAGCAAUACUAACGCCAAAAAACGAAAUGGUGCAUGAGUUGAAUGCCACAAUUAUGCAAAUGAUACCAGGUGAAGGAAGAACAUAUUUUAGCUCGGACAAUGUGUGUAAAGCAAGUGUGAACACUAAUGGCGAAGAUCUGUUGUACCCAACUGAAUUUUUGAAUAGCCUAAGAUUUCCGGGAAUCCCUAAUCAUGACAUACACUUAAAAGUAGGCACUCCAGUUAUGCUUCUCAGAAAUCUAAACCAAAGUGAAGGCCUAUGCAACGGAACAAGAUUGAUUGUCACACAUCUUGGUAAUUGGUCUGUUAGCGCAAAUAUCAUUUCGGGAAAGAACAUUGGCUCAAGAGUAACAAUUCCAAGAAUCAUUAUGUCUCCUAAUGAUUCAAAGUGGCCAUUUAAGCUUAAGAGACGGCAACUUCCUUUAGCUCCAUGUUUCGCCAUGACAAUUAAUAAAAGUCAAGGACAAUCCCUUAACCAUGUCGGAUUGUAUCUUCCGAAACAAGUAUUCACCCAUGGCCAGUUAUAUGUAGCUAUAUCCCGAGUAACAACAAGACAAGGAUUGACUAUACUGAAUGUUGAUGACGACAUAGAAGACACUAUGUUUAUUAAAAAUAUUGUCUACAAAGAAGUAUUCCAAAAUAUAUGUCCACCAGCUCAACACACAGAAGGCACAAGUAAAAAUGCAAACAUGUGCGAAGAGAAUAAGAGCUCCCAGGAGGAAGAAGGAAGAAGAGGACCUCCCCCUUUUAGGAUUACUACAAUGGAUGAAAUGAUUAAAGAUCAGGCACGUCAAAUUGGUUCAGAUAAUGGUGCAGAUGCAACUGCAGGAAAAAACGUAUCAAUAGAGGUGAUAGUAUGCAAAACUUGA